Messenger RNA from Cylicocyclus nassatus, 3368 nucleotides. Lineage: Eukaryota; Metazoa; Nematoda; Chromadorea; Rhabditida; Strongylidae. The record is from the annotation of a GenBank genome assembly.
CCGUAGCGAGCGCACGGAAGAAGUUCAAACCAUAUCGCUACUGAAUUUGUGAUGAAACGAAGCCAUCCCGACGACGACGUCGGAGCACUGCCUAUAGCGAAGCCGUCAUCUGAUGUUUUUCAGCUGCAGUGUGAAGAUGCAGAGCGUGACCGGCAUGCGGCACCGGAGGUGGUAGUGAAAUGGGAGGAAGUUGCAAAAAAUGCGGCCAAUACUUUGAGAACAGCGAAUUCAAAGCAUUCUUGUCAGUAUAAAGAUCUUGACUCAUGGAAGAAAUUCGGAAUAACGCAUCCACUUGCCAAUCUUGCUGAUGCUGUAGCUAAAACUACGUCCAGCGUUGCGGAUUAUAAGUGGGCUGUGCCGGAAGAGGUAGCAGUACUUUCUAACUCGGCUAUAGAUUUGCUCAGUUCGUCAUAUUUUACUGUGCAUGUGUUUGUUACUUUACCCAAUAGUUUAUUCGGAAAGAGAGAUUACAUCAACUUAACCUAUCCGGCAAAACGAGCACAUUAUAUGUGCGGAGCCUUGCAUCUUCUUCGGAAAACUUUCAAAGAUUACGAAAUUCGUUUUGAGCCGGGAGUAGGCAACGACGCUGUUUUUCCAAACUUGCACAUAACUGAUAAAACAUCGUCAGGAGGCGUAUCGAUCCACUUUGGAGCUUCUGAGUCUGUGCUAGCUAAACCAUCGCGUUUUGCAUCAAACAUCUCAAACCUUCGAGCAUCCACUAUCUAUUCGGAGGUCACUGAUAAGGAUGAAGUGCCUACACCACAUUUCAAUCAACGCAUUCUUCGAACCAUUCUUGAGCCGGCCAUGAUCCGACGAGUUUCUGCUGAACUGCGUCAUAAAGAGCAUAUAAUAUCAGCAUUAGCAUUGACUUGUCGAUGGUUCAAGUGUCGAUCUCUGGUUGAGUUCGAUGGCCUGUUUCUGGCAAGCUUUGUUGUUCGCUUACUGGAAAAUAAUGUUAUCGCAAAGCAACAAGAUCUUCUCACCGUGCUAAGGAAUGUUUUCUCAGCCAUUGUAAAUUGGGAUUCAUCGACGGCUAUAGGAUUCCAUCCGGACGAUAUGGAUGAAGAUGUUUUGACAGCUCAUAUGGCAGCUUUUGAUGUUGUGUUUUUGGAUAGCACAGGUUAUUGGAAUAUUGCUAGCGGUAUAUCGAAGGAUUCCUUGUUGCUGGCGAAAGCGGACUUGAGCCGUUCUAUUGCAUCUCUUGGUGACUGUCUUGCAUUCGACACAUUGUUUUUAGAACAACACGAUCUCUUUUCCUCAUUUGAUCACUAUUUCAAACUGGAUCUGUCUUUAGAAUGCAAAGAAAUUUUGCUCAAACUCCUAGAGUGUGCCAUCGACACUGUGGACGAGAAUGAUCGCUUGCUUAGAUUUGUCAAGAAACUUAGCCAAAUAAUAAAUAACUGCAUGGAUGAGCGAUUUGACAACUUAUACAUACAACGGCUGUCGGAUGCUAAGGAGCAGAAAACCUCAUUGUUGCUAGGUUUUCGCAUCAAGAGAGGCUGGACAAAUCCUUUGACUAUGGGUCCCGUUGCAACUGACCCGGCGGCCAAAGCGUUUCGCACUCUUUGGAAGCAAAAAACUCAACUGAGAAAAUUUGCUGACACUCGAAUCUGUGAAUGUAUGGUGUGGGCAGAUGAAGCAUCUCCGAUCGUACCGUUAUCUAUAUUACAAUUCGUACUGGUUAAUCACUUUGGUCUACCAGCUGGAUGCAUCUCUUGGCGAAGCACAUUUCCGACAGAUUUCGUGUCUCCGAAAGAAGUGAAUGCGAAGAUAACGACGGCAUUCGCAAGUCUCAGCGGUAUACUGCGUUCGGCAAAAGGACUUCCGCUCAUGAUUACUAACAUUCAUGGAAUUAGCCCAUAUUUGAGAGAUACGGAACCUUGUGCUGCAGAAGUGCUUUGCACUGCAGAUCAGGGACAUAUCGAAGAUGGGCAUCGAAUGCCCGCACAGCGAGCCGUUCCACCGUAUACGGGUGCUGUAACAGUGCACUUGAAACUGGAAUACUCUGGAAAAUGGGGUGACACUAUUGAGGGAAUACGACAACUAUCCGCUGCAUUCUACAUUGAGAUAGGAAAAUAUCUCAAAGAAAAACAUGGACUGAUUGCUGUACCAACUGUCGAUCAGUUGUUUGUUGUAAAGGACGGCGUUGUUUUCAAAUUAGUGCUAGUCUUGGAUAAAAUUCUGAAGCUCUUGGAGGAACGGGUGGAGAAGGUCAGGGCCAGUGGCGCUACAAGGAUCCGAACGAGCGCUGAAGGACAAAGAUUAGAAGCUUGGAAGAAACAAUAUGUUCACGAAUCGCUAUUACAAGCAUCGCUACAGUCGUUUGCCACGAAACAUGCUGCGUUUGGUAAAGCUGUGCAGAUCGUUAAGAAGUGGUUGGCUGUUCAUCUGAUGACAAAUGCAAUACCAGAUCUUGCCUUGGAGAUGAUUGUAGCAGCAGCCUUUGAACAUCCAGUACUUCCUUCACCACAGACUCCUUUCGCUGCUUUUCGGCAAGUUUUACAUCUCAUUAUCGGCCAUAAUUGGACUGCUCGACCACUUUUCGUUGAUUUCGAUAGUGCUUGGAACGAGGAAGAAGUUGCAAAAUUGGAAGCGAAUUUCGUAAAAAUGCGACCUAUUCUCCCCCCAAUGGUGAUAAUCACCAAUGAAGAUCCUGCUGGGUCUAGGUGGACUCGGGAUGGCCCAACCCCAUUGAUGCUGAAGCGGAUCAUUGGGCUUGCUAAAACUUUACUGAAUGUGCUCGAUCUCAACUACAAAAAUGAAAAGCCAGUGAAUCUCAGGUCUGCGUUGUUGUCCGUGGACAUGUCAAUCUAUGACGCAGUUAUUGAAUUAUUUCCAAAAAUGGUUGUCAGGAGCGGCAGUAGCGAAAAAACGCCCGCGAUCAAAGAACCAGAGGCUUUGCCCGUUGUUAGUUUCGACCCUGUCGAUGAGCUUGUUUUUGCGCUAAACGCUCAUUUUCAACACGUAGCGUUGUUUUUCUGGAAUAAAUAUGGAGGAGAUCGUAUCGGAUUGUUAUGGAAGCCUUAUGAGGCAGAAGUACCAGCAAAGAUCUCGAGAUGUAACACACACUUCAUUGAAAAAGCAGGAGCAUCUAUGCGACUGAAUAAAGAUGAAGUUCUCGAAGGCAUACGCAUUCUAGGGCGAGGAAUAGUUAAAGAUAUACAUUGUAAGGCCAAGUAGGUCGACGCUGAGUUGUCUUUGCAUUUACUUUUGUAUCUAUCUAUAUGUUGUAAAUAAUGCUUGGACCCGCUUAACAUUUUUGGAAUUUUCCAGAAUCAUUGUUUAUCUGUUGAAUUUUUCAGAUGUUAUUGUUGUUGUUGAUGAUCAUUGUUUUUGUUUUGUUAUCCGUUAUAAAUUGCUCAGAAUUA